UGGUCAACUUUCCGAAACAUCUGAAUCUUUUUACAGUCCUCGGUUCUUUCUCUGAGCCAGCUGUGGGGAGGGAGAAGGGAGAGAGGAGGAGGCUGGAGAGAGAGAGAGAGAGAGAGAGAGAGAGGUGCGGAAGGGAGGAGGGAGAGUGAGCGGGCCCGCGCGGGGCGCACGGCCACCGCCUCCCAGCCUCUCCGAACUCCCGGCCGAGGCGCGCGGUGGCGUCCUCGCGCUCUUGCUCCAGCCCCCGCCCGUCGCCCGCAAGCCAGGCAUGAAUGCUGAGACGUGUGUCUCUUACUGCGAGUCGCCGGCUGCUGCCAUGGACGCCUACUACAGCCCGGUGUCGCAGAGCCGGGAGGGCUCAUCUCCUUUUAGGGCAUACCCCGGUGGCGAUAAGUUCAGCACAACUUUCCUGUCCGCCGCCAACAAAGGGCAGGGAUUCGGGGACGCCAAAAGCCGGGCCCGCUACGGAGCAGGGCAACAGGACCUGGCGGCACCCCUGGAGAGUGGCGCCGGGGCGCGGGGCUCUUUUAACAAGUUCCAGCCCCAGCCGCAGCCCCAACCACCGGCUCCGCAGCAGCCGCAGCCGCCCGCGCAGCAACCGCAUCUCUACUUGCAGCGAGGCGCCUGCAAGACGCCCCCGGACGGCAGUAUCAAACUCCAGGAAGGCAGCGGCGGCCACAACGCGGCCUUGCAGGUCCCCUGCUACGCCAAAGAGAGCUCACUAGGUGAGCCAGAGCUACCGCCUGACUCUGACACCGUGGGGAUGGACAGCACCUACCUCAGUGCGAAGGAAGCUGGGGUGAAGGGGCCCCAGGACCGGGCCGGCGCUGACCUCCCCAGCCCCCUGGAGAAGGCCGACUCAGAGAGCAACAAGGGCAAGAAGCGGCGGAACCGCACCACCUUCACCAGCUACCAGCUGGAGGAGCUGGAGAAGGUCUUCCAGAAGACCCACUAUCCCGACGUGUACGCGCGAGAGCAGCUGGCAAUGAGGACGGACCUCACCGAGGCCCGUGUACAGGUCUGGUUCCAGAACCGGAGGGCCAAGUGGAGGAAGAGAGAGCGCUUUGGGCAGAUGCAGCAGGUUCGAACCCACUUCUCCACUGCCUAUGAGCUGCCCCUCCUCACCCGAGCUGAGAACUAUGCCCAGAUUCAGAACCCAUCCUGGAUCGGCAACAAUGGGGCUGCUUCACCAGUGCCAGCCUGUGUGGUUCCCUGUGACCCCGUGCCUGCCUGCAUGUCCCCUCAUACCCAUCCCCCUGGCUCUGGGGCCAGCGGCGUCACCGACUUCCUGAGUGUCUCUGGGGCUGGCAGUCAUGUGGGCCAGACGCACAUGGGCAGCCUGUUUGGAGCGGCGGGCCUUAGCCCCGGCCUCAACGGCUACGAGCUCAAUGGUGAGCCGGACCGCAAGACCUCGAGCAUUGCGGCCCUCCGCAUGAAGGCCAAGGAGCACAGUGCAGCCAUCUCCUGGGCCACAUGACAGGGCCCCUCAGACCCAUUCCCAAGCCCUCCCCCGCCUUGGGGCACUGGCCACGUCCAUGCUUUCCAGGCCCCCAGCCUCCUACUUGGCUUUCCUCUUGGGAAUCUGACCUGGGCCAGGGGCCUGACCCUCAGCACUUUCAGUUACCCCAAGUCUGAGACCCCAUGGACUGCUGGGAGGGAGGGAGCAACAGGCCUCUGUCUUUCCCUGGCACUGAGGCCAACACCCCUGGUCCUGGCUAGAAGCAAUGGAGGAAGUUAGAUAGCCAAAUUUUGCAGCUUUGCAUCCAUUAUAAGCUGAAGACCCUUUUUCUCCACCCCUGCUCCUCCACCCUGCCAGGUUUGUCUGUUGAGUCAAGGACAGUUUCCCAUCCAGACCCAGCAAGGGCACCAGGAAAGUCAUGUCUGUCCUUCCUUCUAUUCUGGGUCUCCUGGUCACCAGGCCGAUGACUGUCUGAAGAACAGGCUACCCUGCAGAGUGGCCUCCUGCCCUUCCAUUUCCUUUUCUCUUACUAAAAGCCUAUGGAAUCCAACCUCCUGGACCCAAGGCACUGGCCUCACCUUCACCCUGAUUGGCAAGGAGCCCCCAUCCCGCCUGUCCCUUGUGCUAGACACACCUGGGGGUAGUGGGCCAAGGAGGAGAGGAGCUGGAGCAGAAGAAUCCUGGCCUAGGGGGAUGGACAGUCCCCAGGGGACAUGUUCCAAUUCCCUCAGACCCUGGAGACUGAACCUAGGUGAAUGCUGCAGGAGGAGGCUGCCAACCACCCCAGUGCCCACACGCUGGAAGAAGAAAAGCUUCUAGAGAGGGAAGAACUGCAGGGAGGCGUGUGGGAGGGGGCAGGGGCCCGUGGACACACUUCCACUCCACAGCCUGCCUGACAUCCCGCUGCUGACAGGGUGCCCGUUAUGGUGGGCAGCUCUUGGCAGCUUAGUUCUCCAUCCAGGAGGAUCUGGAGGCCCUUUUCCCUUUCCCUGCCCCAUUCUGGUCACUUGCUGGGACUGCUGAGCAGUGUCCUGGCAUGGAAGGGCUUACCCCUUGGAACCCACAAGCUAGGGCCUGAGGUCACAGCAGAGGGUCAAGAGCAGCAUGCAGGCUUUGCUAGAGGACACCUGUCCAUGUUCAGCUCCAGGACAGGUAGGUCAGCCCUUACGCUGCCUAGACUGCUGGUCCCUCCACACCUGCCAGGGCUUUCCACGGUGGGCCAUGCCCCAUGUUCCUGCAGGCAUGAGGCAGAGAGAGCUUGUCCUUGCACUUCUUUCCUAGGGGAUUGGAAUUCAGAAAUCUCAGCUUUUCUCUCCAGCCUCUGGAAGGGCUCUCGGGCUGAGCUCCUCUGGGUCACCUGCUUUGUUCCAGGUGUGGCAGACAGGAUGCUCUCCAGAAGCAGUUUCCCUGCAUGCACAAAGGGGCCUCUCUCUUGGGCGGGGGGGCUCCACUCCUGUCUAACUUGAGACCUGAAACUUGAGUUUUGGCACCAGGUCCCAGCCAUCACCUAAGCUUGUGGUACACAGUACCAGUCCUCCAAGGCAGGCCUUUCAGAGCCCCAGGAGGCCCCUCCAGCAGGUACCCCAGGGGAGAAGUACUCGCCUUCUCAACUUCCUAUCUUGAUUGUGUCAGGAGGGCCAGUCCAGCAGGCUCAGGUCCUGGACACAGGAUAGCCUCUUGGAUUGGGUGGAGAGGAGUGAGAUCCUCUGCCUUUGAGGUGCUGGAGGUGUAGAGGAAUUACAGCCUCCACCUCUGCCUCAUGUUCCCAUAUGCUCUGGAAACAAGACCAGGGAAGGAUCUGGCUUUGGCCUUCCUUGAUAAGAGUCAGACCUCUCUGUGAACCAUAGCUCUAAAAUUGAUCUUCUGGAAGUGAAAAACAUCUUGGACAUUGAAUUAAAUGUUCUUGAAGGCUUGGCUUUAAAUGUCUCAAAUACUUGAGGGUCUUGGAAUGACUCCUGAAAGCCUUUUCCAGUUCUGAGGUUCGCUGAAAUAACUCAGACUCCCCAGAAUCUAGGAAGGGAAAGGAAGCAAGAGCUUGAGGCUGGGCACGGUCUCACUCAAGUGCUCUAGUGGCUGGGAUGGUAUAGGAGGAACUUCCACCAGAGGUUGUCCUCACCUGGGCAAGAGUCAGUAUUGAGAGAGAGACAGG
Manis pentadactyla (Chinese pangolin) is the source of this 3608-nucleotide messenger RNA. It is a transcript of the gene ALX4, whose product is annotated as ALX homeobox 4. Gene Ontology annotation, biological process: regulation of transcription by RNA polymerase II. The record is from RefSeq and is a predicted model, not a curated record. Lineage: Eukaryota; Metazoa; Chordata; Mammalia; Pholidota; Manidae. The coding region runs from base 269 to 1477 and encodes 402 amino acids. Gene Ontology annotation, molecular function: DNA-binding transcription activator activity, RNA polymerase II-specific; RNA polymerase II transcription regulatory region sequence-specific DNA binding. The transcript is spliced from 4 exons.